UUUGUUGACAUUUGUUAGCGAAAGACAAAAACAGUGCACACGCACAGGUUGGUGUAUUUUUGGAAAUCAAGUAACGGACCUCGGGGCCGCGUGAAGACGGCCGUGUUGUAAUUUAAACGAAGUUGUGUGUGAUAAACGAGCUCUGGUGAAGAGGUGGACUUUGAGUUGCAAACACUAAAAAACAGGAUCAGGAUCAGCAGAUGAACCGAGAGCAGACGGGAACAAAACAAACCGUGUCACCCUGACUACACGACUGGCUGAAUCAUUCACAGGCUAGCCAGCCACCGCAGUCAUUUGGCUCAGGUAGAAAUCUUUUAUAAACGUAAGCGACGCUCGUUACUGAGUCUACAGUAGCUUGGUACGCUGAAUUUUUAACUCCAGCGCAGCAUUUUACUUGUCGUCAUGGUCGUGUAGGGUUACACAAGCUCUGUCCGUUAGAGUAGCAGCUUAGCAGGCUAAUGUUAGCUGUAGCUGCUCCCCUUUCUUCUUGGAACGCUUGAGCUGCUAAGUAGUUGUGAGCUGCAGGAUGUAGCUGUGGUUGCAAGUCUGCUUGCGUUUCGUAUAGUGUUUACUACAAGUAGCUCGUAAGUUGCCGGGAGGUUGACCUGAAGAAUGUGAAGCACAAUGGCCAACUUUGAAGCUUACCAGGAGUAUCAAAGAAUUGAUGACUUUGAGGAGGACUCACCACCAGGGGAGGAGGAUUUACUGCUGCACGUGCCCGAAGGCCUAAAAGACUCAUGGCACCAUAUCAAGAACCUGGAUAACUUCUUCACAAGGAUCUAUCAUUUCCAUCAGAAAAAUGGCUUUGCCUGUAUGAUAAUGUCCGAAUUCUUUGAGCUUGCUCAGCUUUUGUUUGUUGUCACAUUCACAACGUUCCUUGUCAACUGCGUGGAAUACGAUGUCCUGUUUGCCAAUCGAGCAGUCAACCAUACAGGGCCAGUCCAGAACCCUUUGGACCGGAACAAAGUCACACUGCCAGAUGCCAUCCUACCAAGUCAGCAGUGCACUGCGAGGAUUCAAGAAAACACCUGGAUCAUAUUCCUUCUCAUCAUGGCUGCCAUAUUCUGGAUCUAUCGUCUUGUUAAGGUCAUUUGCAAUUUUUUGAACUACUGGGAGAUCAGGCAGUUCUACAUCAAAGCACUGAAAAUCAGAAUGGAUGAACUAUGCAACUACACAUGGCAGGAAGUCCAGGACCGGCUAAUCAGCCUGCAGAGGGAACAGCAAAUGUGCAUUCACAAGAAAGAGCUGACAGAACUUGACAUCUAUCACCGUAUCCUGCGUUUUAAGAACUACAUGGUGGCCAUGAUAAACAAAUCCCUGCUGCCGGUGCACCUGCAGCUCCCCCUGCUGGGCAAUGUGGUCUUUCUAACCCAGGGCCUGAAAUACAACUUUGAGCUCAUCCUUUUCUGGGGCCCUGGCUCACUCUUUCAGAAUAAGUGGAACCUGCACCCCAAGUACAAGCGCAGUGGAAACCGCCUGGAGCUCGCCCAGCAGCUCAGCAGGGUCAUCCUCCUGAUGGGUUUGGCCAAUUUGCUGCUAUGUCCCUUCAUCCUAGUGUGGCAGGUGCUCUAUGCGUUCUUCAGCUAUACAGAAGUGAUCCGCAGAGAACCUGGAAGCCUGGGCGCACGUCGCUGGUCCCUGUACGGUCGUUUGUACCUGCGUCACUUCAAUGAGCUGGACCACGAGCUGCACGGACGUUUGGGUCGCGGCUAUAAACCCACUUCCAAAUACAUGAACUCAUUCACAUCACCACUGUUGACUGUGAUUGCAAAGAACAUUGCCUUCUUCUCGGGCUCAGUGCUGGCUGUUCUCAUUGUACUUACAGUUUAUGAUGAGGAUGUUCUGACAGUGCAGCACAUUCUGACUGCUAUCACUGUGCUGGGGGUGACUAUAACUAUCGCGAGGUCUUUCAUCCCAGACGAGCAUAUGGUAUGGUGUCCAGAACAGCUGCUGCAGUGUGUGCUGGCACACAUUCACUACAUGCCAGACCACUGGAGGGGCAACGCUAACAAGAGCGAGACCCGUGACGAGGUGGCACAGCUGUUCCAGUACAAAGCGGUGUUCAUCUUGGAGGAAUUGCUCAGUCCUAUUGUCACACCCUUCAUUCUUAUCUUCCUCCUGAGAAACAAGUCUCUAGAAAUCAUCGACUUCUUCAGGAACUUCACUGUGGAGGUCGUUGGAGUUGGUGACAUCUGUUCCUUUGCACAGAUGGACAUCAGACGCCAUGGAAACCCAACAUGGCUAUCAGAAGGACAGACAGAGGCGUCUGUAUACCAACAGGCUGAGAACGGCAAGACGGAGCUGUCCCUCAUGCAUUUCACCAUCAAGAAUCCACGCUGGCAGCCCCCUCAGGAGAGCUCAGUGUUUAUCAGCCAUUUAAAGGAGAAGGUGCAUCACGAUGCACAGGGCGGCCCCUCCACCCAGCUGCUGCUCUCGGAGGUUCCUCUCUGCACCUCGUUGCAGUCCAACGAGUCUGGCACUGGGGCUGAUAAUCUUUUGGCCAGUGUCCUGGCUCACCCCAUUAUAACUGCAUCUGGACUACAAGGGCGAGACCAUCGUCUCAUCCCACCAAGCACUGCUGCGUCUGCUGCAGCCAGCGUUCUCGCCUCUUUGUCCACGUCCCAGCUCGCACAUACCAGUCGUGGCCGUUCACAUGGCCUCCUGCCCUCCUCCGUCCACCCUGAGACCACAAUGUACCACAGUGAGCGCACUGUCAUUGACAGUAUGUCUAACAGUGACUCUCGCAUCCGGAGCAAUGCACUGCAGUCAGAGUUUGCCUCAGCCGAGAUGAGUCUCCAUGCCAUCUACAUGCAUGAGCUCCACCAGCAGAGCUCCCACCCACAGAGAUCUUCAGGCCAGUGGCAUCAUCCUGUGCACGCACACACCGGUUUCCAGGCACAUGGUGGCCUAGGUUCCAGCGUUUCUGCGCCCACCACUGUCCAUCUUGGUGGCUGGCAAGAGGUAGAAGAAGAGGAUGAAGAUGAUCAGGAGAUUAAUAGUGGAUCCACUCCAAAACAGGGCACUGGGCGUAGUUGUUGAAGUGCCUUUUGUCAUAAGUGUUUACAUUUUACUUUCUACAAUGAACAUUGUGGCCUUAGAUGAUCUUCAUGGAGAAUUUAGCGUGGACCUUUAAUACACCAUUCAGCAUUUUUUUUUAGGAAGGACUCAUUGAAUAACCACAGUCUCUGCACCUCUGCGCCUCAUCCUGUCAUAUCAGGCAGACUAUGGCAUCAGGGAAACCAUAUGUCUUCCGUCCAUGUCAUCACAGUUUUAUUGUCAACUUGUAGAAAAUGCAUCUGAAGCUCAUAUCACAGAAAGAACGAUGGAGUUUAGUGUAAUCGUAGGAUCACUGUGUGACGGUGGGUAUGGGCGAUUUUUAUUGUGAAAUGCAAAAGGUUCAUUACAACUUCUGCCGUGCACAAAUGGAGUAUUUGAGCAUCACAGGGUAUUUCAGUGCAUUCUGAAGCUUUGCACAGAAUAGUGUCUCAAUCUGUGCCACAGCACGAAGACUGCAAAUUGUAUCUUGGCUGCCUGAACAAUUUCAAUCAUAGGGGGGGUGGGGGUGGGGCAUUUCAGAGUUGUGCUAUUUGACUCUUGUAAAAUGUAAAUAUACUUUUGCAUCUUACUUGUUUUUUCAAAGGUCACAUUAUUACUACUAGACCCAAUCCCUGAAAAUUACACCAAGUAUUGAAAUGAUUAAAAAAGCUCACUAUACAGUAGCCGUACUACUAAAGCACCAUGUGGGGGAUUUAUUCAGGCUAAGGGUACACAUGGUUUGAUGCUGCUGUUUGCAUUUAGUGGUCCUAAAUGCAGAUUUUGUUCAGUGUUAAUAUUUCUGCAGCUCAUUUAUCAAGACAUUUGCUUUUCUUUGAAAGCAGAACUGAAUUAAUGGGCUCUAAGUACACUUGGCAUAGAAAUCCCAAUGCAGAUAGAAGAUGUAAUUUAAAUCUAUUUAAGCUGGACACAGUCAGCUUUAUGCCUUAACACCUAUAUAAAAACAUGUAUUUAAAUCCUGGUUUUCCGCAUUACCUCAGUAGUGGAGGAGACAAACAAAUACACCAAUCAAUACCUCUGUAGUGUAUUUACUCUUGUAUAAAUAUUUAUUAUACAUGUGGUGUUUUUUUCCAUUCUAGAGGUGCAUCUUUUGACUGCAUUUUGAUUUUAAUGGCAGGUGUAGGUGGAAAAACCAUUUGCUGUCGUUGUUCUGGUGAGUCAGGCAGGACAGGUGGAUUUUUUUUAAAGAACAAAACAGUGUGGUGUUGUUUUUUUGUUUUUUUUUUCAAAUACUUCAUGUGCAUGUUACCAUUUUGUGUGCUUUCCCCCAAAUUGAGUAUAUAAAAAUGGAACUUCACCAUAAGGGCUGAUUUCAGAGUGUGUGCUGUUGCUUGUGCAUCAUUGAGUUUCAAGACACAAGGACAGCAGUUCUGCUCAGACAUGAUUUUUCCAAAGUAAGAGCAUUAGGAGAAAAAGAAGAGUUAGCUUUAGGAAUAUUUAUUGCCCAUCUUUCCCCACAUAUUUGAUACAGGUAUGUAUAUAUUAUUUAUUUGGGGCAAAAAAUUGUUUCAUUUUGUCAAUUAUUACUUACAAAAGCUUUUAUUCUUAUGAAUGAAGGUGGUGUGUGUGUCCCCUCUUAAAAGUUUUUUUUUUUUUUUAAAUAAUUUAUAUAUUAAUGCCAUGCCUAGCUGCAUGUUGGCGAAUGCAAUUUACCCCUGAAAUUAACUGGGACUAAAUCUUGUUGUUGAUCUAGUGAAGAUAAUAUCAACAUAUUUUUAUUGCAUUCUGCAAAGAGUAGACAACAGGAAUAGAAACCCAACCCUCCACUGCUGUAAGAUUUCAGUGUGUCUUUACCCUCUCGUGUGUUUAGAAGCUGUUUCACUCUUAAGCUGAGUGUACAUGUGUCUGUGGAGGGAAUGCAUUUUAACACCUGUGUAAUUAUGGUAACACUUUUGCACUGAUUGAAAAGCAUUUUUGUGUGUGUGUGUGUGUGUUUACUUGCAUCCUGAUUGAACUUUGUAGAUCAGCAUCACAUCAGCCUGUAUUGUAUUGACAUUUGUCCUCAGUAGACAAUAAGGAAACACUGUGGCCAAUCACAUAAGGUUUUUUUGGGUUUUUUUUCGGCCUCUGGUCAGUAAAUGUUUGCCUGUUUAUUUGCCUGUUUAUUCCAGAUGAGGUGAGUUUAUGUUGUAGAGACACUGGAACUCAGCUUUGUGCACAGAGUUUUGAUAGUCUCCACAUUUACACGCCAUGGUAGCGUCUGAUGUUAGUCAUUUUAUUAUAAGCAGUGCCUUGGUAAUAAGGAUUAGCAUUUGCUCUUUUUAGACGUCGUCUCAUGUUAUAACCAUCAGAUUUGCUUUCACAGAUUUACCAGCACAUGGGGUGUACAGUAUUUUUUAUUUGUGUCAUUGUGUAUAGCAUCAAGUAUGUAGUGAAACUGUGGAUGUGGCUUGUUAACUGACUGGCAGUGCACUUCUUCUUGUCUGGGAUUGCACUGUCUUUAACGUCCUAAAGAAGCAGGAGCAUGCCUUGUAAUUGGCAGUAUCAUCUUGGCCAACCCUCUCAUACUAUGGUUUCUUAUCCACUAUAGACCAGUCAGAGGAUCACAGUGACUGGAACAAGGUGCUAUGUUUUCAUCCUGAAAUGGUGAAUUUUUUUUUUUUUUUUUUGGGUUACAAAAGUUUGUCUGUUUUGUUCUGUAUAUUGAGCAACAUUAGCUGAAUUAUCAAACAUGCCAAAAGAACUUGUUUUCAGCACAGCUUUAAAAUAUGUGUUGUUUUCAGUGAGUAAAUAGAGAGGCAAAUAAAUCUAAUUUUGAGUGUAUUUAAUCGUUCUGUGUGUGGUUGAUUAUGUAAUGUUUAUUUAAAAUAAAAAAAUAAAAUUGAAUUUUCUUUGUUUUGA
Archocentrus centrarchus (flier cichlid) is the source of this 5895-nucleotide messenger RNA. RefSeq names its product autophagy related 9B (gene atg9b). The record is from RefSeq and is a predicted model, not a curated record. Lineage: Eukaryota; Metazoa; Chordata; Actinopteri; Cichliformes; Cichlidae. Gene Ontology annotation, biological process: autophagy of mitochondrion; protein localization to phagophore assembly site; piecemeal microautophagy of the nucleus. Gene Ontology annotation, cellular component: phagophore assembly site; autophagosome. The coding region runs from base 625 to 3039 and encodes 804 amino acids. The transcript has 14 exons.